Messenger RNA from Mustela erminea (ermine), 545 nucleotides. RefSeq names its product keratin-associated protein 1-3-like. NCBI's taxonomy places the organism in Eukaryota, Metazoa, Chordata, Mammalia, Carnivora, Mustelidae. Gene Ontology annotation, cellular component: keratin filament. The transcript has a single exon. The record is from RefSeq and is a predicted model, not a curated record. The coding region runs from base 27 to 545 and encodes 172 amino acids.
CCCAACUCUCAUCCCAAGUCCUGACCAUGGCCUGCUGCUCCACUAGCUUCUGUGGAUUUCCCACCUGUGCCACCAGUGGGAACUGUGGCUCCAGCUGCUGCCAGCCCAGCUGUUGCCAGACCAGCUGCUGCCAGCCCAGCUGCUGCCGGACCAGCUGUUGCCAGCCAACCUGCUGCCAGACCAGCUGCUGCCAGCCAACCUGCUGCCAGACCAGCUGCUGCCAGCCAACCUGCUGCCAGACCAGCUGCUGCCAGCCCAGCUGCUGUGGGACCAGCUGUGGCACUGGUGGUGGCCAGGAGGGUGGCUGCGGAGCUGUGAGCUGCCGAGUCAGGUGGUGCCGCCCUGACUGCCGCGUGGAGGAUACCUGCCUGCCCCCCUGCUGCGUGGUGAGCUGCACGCCCCCAACCUGCUGCCAGCUGCACCAUGCCCAGGCCCCCUGCUGCCGCCCAUCCUACUGUGGACAGUCCUGCUGCCGCCCAGCCUGCUGUUGCUACUGCUGCCAGCCCAGCUGCUGCCAGCCCACCUGCUGUGAGCCCACCUGCUAA